CCUUGGAGUGGCUUUCUGAUGUUUCUCUUUGGAUGCAGUUUCCACAAUCACAGAAUCAGGGCGUUAGAGAGCCGUGGAAGUGGCAGGACGAGCAGGUGUUUGGGAGGCAGUUGCCCGGGCAACAGGACCAGGGCGUUCCAGAGGUGGUUGCUAUGGAGAGCGGGAUGCUGACGACGAAGGCUUGCGAGGCUGCAAAGACAAAUUACCCUCAUCAUUAUCUCCAGGCUUGUCAAUCACACCUCUUUGCUUAUUUACCUCUGAGAGGGAGUGAGCACUAGGAGCCCAGGAGGAGAGCGGGGACCAAGCGGCCCAAGUGAGGAGAGGUGCUCUUGUCAAACUUCAGGCCAGGCACCCAGGCAGCCGGCAUCCAGGAUGGCAACCAUCACCUGCAACCGCUUCACCGAAGAAUACCAGCUUUAUGAAGAGCUGGGGAAAGGUGCUUUCUCAAUUGUCAGGAGGUGCGUGAAGGUGUUGUCAGGACAGGAAUAUGCUGCCAAGAUCAUAAACACCAAGAAACUUUCAGCUCGUGAUCACCAGAAGCUGGAUCGAGAGGCUCGGAUCUGCCGCCUCUUGAAACAUCCUAAUAUAGUGAGGCUCCAUGACAGCAUAUCAGAGGAGGCACACCACUAUCUGAUAUUUGACCUAGUCACAGGUGGAGAAUUGUUUGAAGAUAUUGUAGCCAGAGAAUAUUACAGUGAAGCAGAUGCCAGCCACUGCAUCCAGCAGAUCCUGGAGGCAGUCUUACAUUGUCACCAGAUGGGUGUGGUGCACCGGGAUUUAAAGCCUGAGAACCUUCUGCUGGCAUCUAAACUGAAGGGAGCUGCUGUUAAAUUGGCUGACUUUGGCCUUGCCAUUGAAGUGGAAGGGGAGCAGCAGGCUUGGUUUGGUUUUGCGGGCACUCCAGGUUACCUUUCCCCUGAAGUGCUCCGAAAGGAUCCCUAUGGCAAAGCUGUGGAUUUGUGGGCAUGUGGAGUUAUUCUCUAUAUUUUGUUGGUUGGCUACCCUCCUUUCUGGGAUGAAGAUCAGCACCGACUCUACCAGCAGAUCAAAGCUGGAGCCUAUGAUUUUCCCUCCCCUGAGUGGGAUACGGUCACUCCUGAAGCAAAAGACCUCAUCAACAAAAUGUUGACCAUCAACCCAUCUAAACGUAUCACAGCAGCUGAGGCUCUGAAGCACCCAUGGAUAUCACAUCGUUCCACUGUGGCGUCUUGUAUGCACAGACAGGAGACUGUGGAUUGCUUGAAGAAGUUCAAUGCCAGAAGGAAGCUCAAGGGUGCAAUCCUUACUACGAUGCUAGCAACCCGGAAUUUUUCUGGAGGAAAAGGUGGCAACAAGAAGAACGAUGGCGUGAAGAAAAGAAAGUCCAGUUCCAGCGUUCAGUUAAUGGAAUCUUCAGAGAGUACAAACACUACCAUUGAAGAUGAAGACACCAAAGUACGGAAACAGGAAAUCAUUAAAGUGACAGAACAGCUGAUUGAAGCAAUAAGCAAUGGUGACUUUGAGUCCUACACAAAAAUGUGUGACCCAGGAAUGACUGCCUUCGAACCAGAAGCUCUGGGGAACCUGGUGGAAGGGCUGGAUUUCCAUCGAUUCUACUUUGAAAACUUGUGGUCCAGGAACAGCAAGCCAGUGCACACAACCAUUCUGAACCCACAUAUCCACUUAAUGGGAGACGAGUCUGCCUGUAUUGCUUACAUCCGCAUUACACAGUAUGUUGAUACAAGUGGGAUCCCUCGCACCGCACAAUCUGAGGAGACCCGAAUUUGGCACCGCCGGGAUGGCAAAUGGCAAAUUGUUCACUUCCACAGAUCUGGAGCACCUUCUGUUCUACCGCAAUGCCAUGUCUUCCCUGUCCCACCUUCCGGUCCCACGGGCAUUGCAGAUUGAUGGAGUUCUGUGUUAUGCCCAUAUAGGUUAUGUGAGUUGAAACACCAACCACUCACAGGCCAGGUUUCUCACUGCCUCACUUCAAAAGGAAGAUCCUUGAUAUUCUUUAUCUAGGGAACUUGGCUGCUGACUCUACUACUUGGUUCUUGCUGGAAUUCCUUUCACACACAGAGCUCCUCACCAAAACAAACCAAGAAUUUAAUAGACUUUUCUCCUUCUUUUCCGCACGCUCCAUGUUUGCCACUUUUGUGCCAUUCUAGUAGAAUAGGGCAUGCCCUAGGGCCCUACUGCAUGAAACAGCUUUUUGUGUAAGAGGAGCACUCGAGCAAUAGGCUGAGAAGGAGUCUUUAACCCGUACUGGAUUCACUACUGCUAAAUGUCCUCAAAAUUGACAAUUUUUCUUACAGGGACAGGUUCUCCUUCAGUCUCUGUGAUUUCUACUAAGUCUUAAGAAGGGUUAGGAGAAAAGGGAGCACCCAGAGAGAACUUAAACAGCCAGCUGCCCCUACAGGUAGAUUGAUGUCCACCCAUCUUACUGCAUCAUAAUCUCAGUCAAGUUAUUUAUUUAAAAAUGUUUAUAAUCUAUCCUUCAUUAUCUAAAAUCCAGCCAGUUCAUAUUACCUCUACUAGGUUGAAUGUGGUCUUAUUCAGAGAGAAAAAACCCCAACAACAUUAACUUACCUUCCUUGAAAGUUACAUUUUGCAAUUGAGUCAACUGAUUUUCAUAACAAAAUGAUAGCAAUGUUGAUUUUAAAGGUUCACCUUUAGAGCCUGAGCGAAAGUAAACAGUUUACACUUCCUGCCAUGAUAAGGUGUCUAAAAGUUAAUAAAAUCUCAAAAAGGCCAGGAUGAUGGUUAGACACCCUCCCCCUUUUUAAUGCAAUGACAAUUUUCUAGCAUCAGAAAAGCUUCACUGCAGUCUAAUACAAUAUACUAACGUCCUUUAUCCAUGGUCAGCUUGGAAAUAGCAUUCUGCAUACAUAUACGGUUUCACCUGGCACUGAAUUUGACUUCAUUUUACAACUACCAUUUCUGAACAAUUCUGAAUCAUUCUUUUCUUUGCCUUCUCCAAGACUUAGUUUCAUAAAAAGUCAAACAGGAAACAUGACAGUAUUUGUAGCUUCCCCCGGUAAUGUAAAAUAUAUUUUGAGGCCAAACUCUUUCCAGCAAAGACAGAGAAUGCAAGCUUUACUAAAAAAACACUUUUGAGGCAUUUGGGUUACGCUUUUAACAAACAAAAUGAAACCUUUCGCUAUCUCUUGUACUUUGAGCGCAUGCCUUUUUAUAGGAAAAAAAAGAAAAAGACAACUCUUCCGUGUUAUUUCGUAAAUGGAUUUUGAGUAUUUGCUGAAAUUGAUCUUUAUGUAAUAUCUAGAAAUAUCAACUGUUUGGGUUUGUGGCUGAUUUUUAAUGAGGUUGGGGAUGGGGUGGGGCUUAAUAUGUUAUUGUUUACAUUUGGAACUGACUUUGUGUCAAAUUGUUAUUGAAAGUGCAAGAGGGUACAAGAUUUGAGAAGCAGGGGCAUGACUUCUGAUGUGGGUUUCUGGAAAAUCUCAUGGAGAGUUGGAUAUCUUAUGGUUGGAAAUCACAAGAUAUCUUCAGUUGGAAAUCCGAAUGGUGCAUUCUAAUGGAUCCCAAUGGAGAUGGAGGAAACUUCUGAACUGGGCUCAAAGGACAGCAUGUGAAUGUCAGAGUCAGCUUGGACAAAAUGCAGGAAUGGAUUCUUCCCAAGGCCUGAAAAUCUUUUGGAACAAUAAAUGGAUAGUCAGGAUGUUUCCCUGAGAUCGGCGCUGUGUCAUUUUGAUGGACAUGGAGGGCUGAAAGACUUCUAUUUUUGGCAUCACCUUCUUGCCUUCCGGUAUAGGUUUGGGAAGUGUGAUGGUUGUUACUUUUUGUUUCUAUUCCCCUUUUAUUUUCUCCCUUCCAAUUUUAAAGGUCUUUACUCUUUGAUGUGAGCUGGACUUCCGUGCACUUCUACGACCAGAACUUAUAAAUGGCACUUUCUUCAUUUGCAUGACAUUUAACUUUAUAAGCAGCUAUGUGUACUUCAAAGCAAACAAAAUGCUUGUUUGGGGUCAAUAACAACAAAAAUUGGGUAAGACUCUUUGUAUAAAUUGUGAAUGGUGUAAUUUUGCCUUUUCUGUGCUUUGAAAUGCUUCGCUUUCCAUCUUGUAAGGCAGGGUGGACUUCUGCCAUUCUUAAACCAUGUUUGCAAACUGCAAGAAUUAAGUUCCCAUUGGAGCUGAGGGAGAGAAGAGGUUGGAAGCCCAUUUGACAGAAUUUGUUUGUUUUAAAGAGGGUUUUACAUGUGACUUGGGUUCAGAUGAGGUGUAAAGAUACCACCUACAAGUCCAAGUACAUGAUUCAAUCAUCAAAGUCAUGUUGACCCUUAAUGGAAUUACAAAUAAUUAUGCUGAAAUGACACAUUGAGUUGAAAGGGGCUUUCAUACAAAUUAGAAUUUUUACACCUUCCAUGGCUACAGAUUUUAAGUAAAGACAUUUGCUUCUUGGUCCACUACAACAAACAGCAUUUAAAAUCACUAUGGGAGCCAUUUAUUGUUACGGGAUAUACACUACCAUGGACAUUUUUGAUCUGCCGGGGCCCACUCUUUUAAACCUUUAUUCUGAGCUUGGUCAAACCUUCUGAAUGGAUUAAGGUUCUUUGAGACUAACAUAAAUGUGAGUCUCCUUUUGAGUGUGAAUUGUGUUCUAAGUUUACUGCUCUAAAAAUUGCUGGCCUCUGAACUAUUUAUGUGGCCUUCACCAAAAAAAACUCUUGAUGAGGUGGUGGAUCUGGAAUAUUUGUUGCUGAUGCUUACUUGAUAGGCUAGCUGGUCUGGAUUGUAUCAUGCGAGGGCUUUGCACCCAGAAUAUUAUGCAUGACUGGUCUUUCAGAAGCAAAAGAAAUCUUCUUGCCCAUGUCUACUAUCUAGCAUUACAUUGUUAAUCUGGGCCAUGGUAAUACUGCACAUCAUAUGAGUUAUUAUUUUGUAGUUUCCAGUGUCAUUUCUGAAGGCAAGCUUGCUCAGUACUUCAGCGCCCAGAGAAGCAGGUUUCUAGCAGAGCCUGAUCUUUCUUUAAGUCUUCCAGUAAAGAAGGGACUCUGACAGGUAAAAAAGUAUUCCAGCCUCUUUACAUUUUGUUUUGGUCCCUGGAAAUCGGACUUAAGCACCCGCACUUUAUGGAGGGACUUCCUAUACCGUGGGCUGCAUUUCAAUGCCCUCUUGUGCAUCCUUCACCUUGAGUUGCCAUUGAUGCUUAUAAAGCUCACUUUUAUAAUAAAAGCAUAAACACCUCAAUUUUUCUCUAAUCUAUAUACUUAUCUUUGGAAAUCCCCACCGGCCAUUUUACCCUUUCCGAUCACAUCAAGUCGCCUUUUCUUGCAAAGACACUUUCAAUUGACUAUCAUGAAAACCAACUUACCUCCGAAACUUUCAGUGGAGCCCACAGGCAUGACAAUUUCCCCCUCUGAAAUGUUCGUUCUGGUUGCCUCAGCUGAAAGAGCCAGUAGUUUGAUUCUUUUCUGAGGGCUGAGCUCUGUUUUUCACAAAUAUGUUUGCCUCGAGUCUACAUCAGGUAUCUGUCCAGCCAUACUCUGAAAUUGUCCCCAUUUGGCAGAGACAAUUCCAAUCAAUCCUCUGUCAUCCCGCUUGUUGAGACCCUUUUAGGAUGUCCCAGUUUCUCUCUCCUCCUUUCACUUCCCCCCUUUGUUCUCACCUUACUGAAGUUGCUACAGACUGAGUUCCACGUGUAAGCGUAGUUUGAGCUCCCUUAAAUAAGCAGUGGGGAGAAGAGAUGAGGGGAGAGUUUUUCCCUUUCCAGUAGACUAAGACAGAAGCAAACUGCUGCCCAUUCCUCAUGCUAGGCUGUAAGAGUGCUUCCUAUUUCGGUUAUGCCUCUGUAUUAGCCUGAUGAGUGCAACACCUAAAUUAAGUAAGAGGAGAUGCUAUUGGGUGACAAACUACCAGGAUUUUCAUGGCUAUUAAGCCAAACCUGCAAUAACCACUUGCCUUUGAGAGCAAAUAAAUCACAAACUGCAGCUGUCUCAGUUUGUCAGGAGUAGUCAUUCUCAGCAAACUGUUGCAGUCUCUCCUAGUUUAUAUGUGGUUCUUCAUUAUUAACACUCUGAUUAUGCUUGGUUACACAUGUCCCCAUUUCCAUCGGUGAAAUGUUUGGGGGGAAAAUUAGCUAUGACUGGGGAAGAAACUCUAUUUUAAAAUCAGUCUAUCACACAGUUUGUAUUACUAACACAGCAUAUCUGUUUUGUUUGAGUUCAUUGUUUUGUACCCCCAUGGUAGCCUUUCCCAGCACAUUCUUGCCCUUGCUUGAAAUGGACAAAGCGGCUUCUGCUGGCACAACAGAGCCUGAGCUUCUUCGCCAUUCCCCACCUCCAUUUUGUAGACUAUAUCAAAGUUACUGUAUUGAAAGGCAGCACAUUUGCAUUUGUGUGCAUAUAAUUUUAUCCAAAAAUGGGGGAAAAUGACCUUAGUCAAUGAUCCUGAACAGUACGAAUCAUGUAUGCAUAACAAAGCAGCAAUGAGCAAUAAAGAUGCAAUAUUGACAGAGGAGAGGGAUAAGGAAGGACAUACUAAUCCAAAACGCAGUCUUAUCAAAGUGUGAGGAGAUUUGAUUGGGACAUUAUUAGAAUCAAAACCAGGGUUAAGGUGUCUAUCUACCUGUCCUUUGUCUAACUAUAUGGAAUAAUCUCCCCAUACAAAAAAAAUCUAGAUGGCUUAAUUCAGGGACUACAGAUAUCUGGCAAAAUGAGCAAAGCAGAAAGAACUUUGGCGAUCUCAUGUAGCUUAUUCUGAAAAGAUUGCUCUUUCUAGAAAUUCCCCUAAACCACUUUGACCUGAACUUAGCACAAUUGGACAAAUGUAAACCCAUUGCUUUUAAAAUAGUUUAAGCAGCCUCAGUUUUGUCGUUGGAGUUAGACCCCUGUAGACAGUGGUUCUCAACCUGUGGGUCCCCGGGUAUUUUGGCCUUCAACUCCCAGAAAUCCCAGCCAGUUUACCAGCUGUUAGGAUUUCUGAGAGUUGUAGGCCAAAACAUCUGGGGACCCACAGGUUGAGAACCACUGCUCUGUAACAGGAAACUGAUGAGGGAGGGAGCGGGUAUGUUAAACCAGAAUAAUCCAUAGCAAAUUAUUUUUGUUACAAAUUCUAAUUGAAAUUAUACUGAUGGAACAGAAAAAACCAUCAAAUUAUUUUCUAGUUAUGGGGAAUCUGAAGCAAAGCAAAAGAUCCUAUGCUCUUACGUGGCUUCCCACCUACCUGGGCAUAUAGGUUGUCUUUCCUCCGAUUUUCCUGUAUGUUAUUACUGUUCUUAGGACAAGAUGCACUCCUUCUCCUCAGUUCUUGCAUGACUGCAAACUAGCCACCUUUUGUCCUUUUUUUGUUUUUUGUAUGGUUAAAUCUAUGGGAAGGCAGAGUUUGGGAUUAUUAUUUUUUUCUAACUGUUGCACAAUUUUAUGGCUUUUGUAACUUUUGGGGGGACAAGCAGGAAACAUUAAGUGUUUAAAAAUGAAACUAUAAAUGUAUAUACAAAUAUAUAUAUAUAUAUAUACAUAUCAAAUCUCUAUGGAAAUAUUUAUUUCACACGAAUGCAAAAAAAGGGAAAGGGGAAUAGAAAAAGCAGCUUUGUAAUGUAAAGAAAUAAACUUCCGAGAGUGUCCCUCUCAUGUUUGUUAACUUGAUGUGACUAGAAUAUUUCAAAAUUCUGCAGUAUCUUUUGUAAGUGAAUCAGAAAUGUAAAGCAGUGUGACUGUGUUGGAUUCUUUGUUCUGGUUUUUUGAAGCUGUGGCUGUGAACAAAAUGAUCACUGCUAUAAAAAAAUAUGCUACUUUUGGGGGGAGGGCUUGUCCGUUUUAUUCUUGGUGUUUCAAGUGCAAUAAAAUAGCUACAAACUCCUGUCCUGAGUAUGAAAAACACUAGUUCUCACUAAAUGACUUGCACUUUG
Molecule: messenger RNA, 7845 nt
Organism: Anolis carolinensis (green anole)
Lineage: Eukaryota; Metazoa; Chordata; Lepidosauria; Squamata; Anolidae
Gene: camk2a
Product: calcium/calmodulin dependent protein kinase II alpha
Exons: 20
Coding region: 373-1887 (504 amino acids)
Biological process (GO): protein phosphorylation
Molecular function (GO): calcium/calmodulin-dependent protein kinase activity; calmodulin binding; ATP binding
Source: RefSeq, a predicted model, not a curated record